This is a messenger RNA of Penicillium odoratum, 1518 nucleotides long. Its product is annotated as sterol esterase. Lineage: Eukaryota; Fungi; Ascomycota; Eurotiomycetes; Eurotiales; Aspergillaceae. The record is from RefSeq and is a predicted model, not a curated record. The transcript is spliced from 3 exons. Gene Ontology annotation, biological process: lipid metabolic process. Bases 1 to 1518 code for a protein of 505 amino acids.
AUGUCUCGUGUACCUUUUAUUGGGAGGUUAUUUUGGUUCGAGUACCUAGCACUGCUGGGAUCUUUGGUCCUGGUAUUCCUCGAGACUGUCAUUCAUCUAAUCACAUUCUGCCUUCCAUCGCCGAUCAUUCGAUUUUGCCACGAUCAGUCGAAGAAGCUUUUCAAUGUAUUCAUUCCAAAGGAAGCACAGGAUACUCGCACAAAGGAAGAAAUUCUUGCUGGCUGUAUAGCACAGGCGUCGGACUUUGUCGAGAUGUGUGCCCUGUUUGGAUACGAGGCGGAGGAGCACAUCGUCCAGACUACUGAUGGGUAUCUCCUUGGAUUGCACCGACUGGCCUACCGUAAGGGCGAGGAAAACAUGCGUGUCAAUCAGGGACCUGGCUCGAUUACCAAAAAGGUUGUCUAUCUUCAUCAUGGUCUUCUCAUGUCAAGUGAGGUGUGGGUCGCCUUGACCGACGAGCAGCGCUGCCUUCCCUUCCAGCUGGUCGAAAAGGGGUACGAUGUAUGGCUGGGCAACAAUCGUGGCAACAAAUAUGCAAAGAAGUCUGUACAGUUCUCGCCGGGGUCGAAUGAGUUCUGGGACUUCUCUAUCGAUCAGUUCGCCUUUCACGAUAUCCCAAACAGCAUUGAGUACAUCCUCGAUGUGACCGCUCAGCCAUCGUUAUCGUAUAUUGGUUUCUCGCAGGGCACUGCUCAGGCUUUUGCGACACUCUCCAUUCACCCAUUGCUUAACCAGAAGGUUGACGUUUUUGUGGCCCUGGCACCAGCAAUGGCACCGUCCGGUCUCCGCAAUCGCAUCGUCGAUUCUCUCAUGAAGGCAUCUCCUAACUUUCUAUUCCUCUUGUUCGGUAGACGCAGUAUUCUUUCCUCGACAACAAUGUGGCAGACAAUUCUGUAUCCGCCAAUCUAUGUCCGCAUCAUCGACACUGCCCUCUCAGUUCUAUUUAACUGGCAAUGCCGCAAUAUUACUCGAACCCAGAAGCUCGCCGCCUACCUCCACCUUUACUCAUUCACAAGCACCAAAUCUGUUGUUCAUUGGUUUCAGAUCAUUCGCAACAAAAAUUUCCAGUUCUACGACGACGAAUUGCAAACUCCAUUCAGCAUCGUUGCCAGUGAGCGCUUCUACAAGCCUGUCAAGUACCCAACCCGCAACAUCAAGACGCCUAUUGUGCUUCUAUAUGGUGACAGCGAUAGCCUUGUUGAUAUCAACGUCAUGUUGCAGGGCUUGCCUCGUGGGACUAUUGCCAAGCCCAUACCCACUUAUGAGCACUUAGACUUCUUGUGGGCUUCGGAUGUGGACCGACAGGUCUUUCACCAUGUCUUUGACGCACUGGAGAGAUAUAGUCCGAAGAGUGUCAAUGGUGUUCACGUUAAUGGUGCCAAUGCCGUUACCAGCGACUCAACUCCAACCAAUUUGCUUGAAGACAGACCUUCUACCGCAACGCAUGCGUCGAAUACCUCUCUGCCAAGACAUCGAACUAACUUCACGGCUGACCCUGCAUACAGUACAGCGCCAUAG